CGCUGUAUCGAUAGGAGCCAUCGAUGGUUUUGCAGCUCUAUUACUUGCAUUUUAGCUGGAAAAAUUGCAGGAAAAAUUGGCAUUCAUUAAAAGCGGGUAGAAUGGAUAACGCCGAAGUGGGCAGCGCUUUUGUUGCAGCGCAAAAGCGGCGCUUUUCGGUGAGCGAGAUUGCACUUAAAGAUGCCGCACCCCUGCUCUGCGUUGACCAAGACUACCGCCCCGAGCCCAAGACAAAACAACGCAAAAAAGGGGACGACUUCCAGGAGCACUACCUGCUCAGCUUUUGCGAUGAAAUUCUCUACGAGAUUUUCAAGUACCUGGACACGCCAUCCAUCAUGGCCCUAAUGCACUGCUCGCCGCGUUUGGAGAACCUGCUUCUGGAUCACCGGUUUUGGCACGGGAUCGAUCUCAGCAACGGCCCCCUGCCCUUGGGCAUACUGGAGGAUAUACUGGGUCGUGCCACAGAAAAGACCCACACAAUUAAGAUUUGCGGACCGCCUUCGUCACAGCAUGUUGCCGGCGAGUUCCGGCAGUUCACCUGCACCCUGACCACCGUUUUUCCGAAAGUGGCCACACAGUUGAAGGUGCUGGAGCUGCAGGGCGUCAGCCUGGACUUUGAAUAUAUACGCAUCACACAGUUCCCUGGCUCGCUGACGCGUCUCAAGCUGAAGGACUGCAGUGUGAAAGUCGGGGAUCAGGGCAAGAGCAUAUUCCACACGAUAGAGAUGCAAUUGGUUAACCUGGAGGAUCUCAGCAUCGAGGAUAACAACUGGUUCGAGCCAUACUACAUCAUGGCCCUCUCCAAGCUGCCCUCGCUGCGACGCCUCAGCCUCAAGGGCUGCCAAAUGCUGUGCAAGUUCGUGCCCUACGGCAGCAUGGCUGCACGCUUUGGUUUUAUGAAGCUAGAGGUGCUCGAUCUACGUCUAACGCCCAUAAACAACUCGGAUCUGCAAUGCUUCAGUGCCAUUGAGAACCUUAAGGAGCUACUGCUGGAAUCCCCACUCAACCCGCCGCCCGAAGCGGCAUCGCCUGAAAAGGUGAACAAUGGAAAUGACGAGGCUGCCACAUCGCAGUCGGAAUCUCUGAAAGUGCUAAAUGAUGACGAGCCGUCCACAUCUCGCGCUGCCAUGGAACAUUUGCGUGCCUGUAAAAUGGCACGAGGAAACGACCCGAACGAGUCCUCCGAUGCGCCCAGGCCAUGCCAUGAUAUAUUCCACUCGGACCCCAGCGACGACACGGUGGAUGAACCAGCGCCAGCAUCAAGUGCAUCAUGUUCGAGGAAGCGCGUAUGUUUGUCCUCCGAGUCCGAAGAUGAGGAUACAUCCUCGGCGUCAGCGUCCUCGUCCGACAAGUCGGACAGUGCAGCUCCGCGCAGCAACGGACACAACGGCGGCAUUGAUCCCAAUGCUGCCGUGCGGUCACCUCUGGUGGUAAUAGCUCUGCCAGGUGUUGCCGCAGUGCGUCAAGGUAUGCCGCCUGCUGCUGACCAGGCCGACAACGUUGAACCAGACGAAGCUGGGGCUGGAGCUGGACCGGUACCACGCGCCUAUGUCUACGUGCCCGGUGGCCAAGGCCCUGGCGAGAAUCCACAGCCCAAUAUGCAGUCCAUACUGGAGCAGAUGGCGGACCAUUUGCGGUCGUUUCGGGGCAACAAUCCGGCACACAGCCGCUUCCUGCCACGACGCGAUCAGGUGAUCUACAUGAACCCCCAGGCCAUGGCCAUCAGAGAGCCAAUGCUUGUCAUGCACUCCGCUCGAAGGCGCUCCCUGGCACGAGGUAACUUCGACCAGGUGGUUCACCAUCCAAUGUUCUGGAACAUGCUGGAUCCCCUGGACAGAGACUAUGCCCGCCGAUUGCGACACCGACAGGCAUCCAAUCCAUGCCCACCACCCCAGUACUACGUCUCGGAUCGGGCCAUCUACAGUUUCGGGCGCGCGGCUAGACCUGUGCAGCCGGACGUUGUCUGGAUACGGAACAUCAACCGGUCGCCCGACAACCGCCUCGAGCGGAUCUCACUGCGAAACUACCAACACAUAACCAACCACACACUGGAGCAUCUCGUGCAAUGCUCGCCCUUCCUGGUAUUCAUCGAUGUGAGUGGCACGAGCGUCACGGUCCUCGGCUUGCGUAAAUUCAAGGAACUAAAGCCAGAGUGUGAGGUAGUGGCAGGGCAUUUGGACAUCGAUGAGGAUGCCAAGCCGCCGGAGGAGGACCCAGAGCCGCCGGCACCAAGCGAUACACCAGACGAAGCACCCGACGAGGAGCAGCCACCAACAUCGCCGCCGCCGCCACCACCACCACCACAGGAAUUCGAAGAUGUGGCAUAAACGAAUUCCCCGCCCCCACAGUCCCCCCCAUCUAAGUGUAUUUCGUAUUUUGUUGUUCCAAACAUCCGUAAAAUUAGUCUUUAACCCAUGGCGGCCCGUCCUGGCUUGGAUACUUUUAACGAGAUGACGGAAACAUGGCCAAGCCUGAAAAAAAAACAAAACAACAACCACAACCAUGGCUGUCUACAAGCAAAAGCUGUAGCUCAAGCCCGUCUAGUAUUACGCCCCUUCUGCACCCCUCCACCCAUACACACUAAACGCUCUUGUACUAUAUGUCAGGCUCGAUAAAAUGUAAAAACCCCUAUCAUUUAGUUAAGCAUUAAAAGAUAUGAACAAUCCUUU
This is a messenger RNA of Drosophila subobscura, 2669 nucleotides long. RefSeq lists its product as uncharacterized. Bases 24 to 2327 code for a protein of 767 amino acids. Lineage: Eukaryota; Metazoa; Arthropoda; Insecta; Diptera; Drosophilidae. Gene Ontology annotation, molecular function: protein binding. The transcript has 5 exons. The record is from RefSeq and is a predicted model, not a curated record.